UUAACAGCCGCAGGGUGACCUUUUUGUAGUUGCUUCUCAACACCCUUUGGAAAUUGCACAACGAACCGAGCAGUUGAAAUCACUUGGAGUACCAAUGUUUUUGCAUUUAUCAGCACUCAUCUUAAAAUGUCAAACAGUUCCAUAUUAGAAAAGACUUUGGAUGAAAUAAUUGGCGAGAAACAUCAAGAUAGAAGAAGAAAUAAAGGCUCUUCUCAUAACAGAAGAGGUGUGAGCAAAAAUCCUAGAGGGUUUAAUUCGAGAUCACCAAGGCCUAGACCAAGAUCAAGAUCAAGACCACGAUCUCGACCAAGAGUUUCUGCAUCACCAAUUGAAGAAAUAAGACCAUCAGAAUUGGAGUCAUUAAGUGAAAGAACUCCUUAUCUUAAAGUGAAAAAUUUGCAUUAUGAUUUGACUCAAAAAGAUUUGACUGAGCUUUUUGAAAGAAUUGCCCCAGUAAAGUUCACAAGAAUUCAAUAUAAUACCAGUGGUGGUUCAACUGGUGUCGCUUAUGUUUGUUUCACUGAUCCAUCCUUUAAUAAUUUGGCGAUUGAAAAAUACGAUGGCAAAAAAGCUGCUGGUCAAAUUAUAAGUGUUCAAAAUGGUGUUCCAUUAAAAGAUCGUUUAAGUUCUCCAGUACCACGACAACCAGCUUCAUUUCGUUCUCGUGGUCGUCCUCGUGGUCCAAGAGGUAGAUUUAAUGAGAAUAAAAGAAGACCAGCAGAAAAUAGGAAAACAUUGGAAGAUUUAGAUGACGAGUUAUCAAAUUAUAUGAAUGGUGAAAGGAAUCAAACAGAACCUAAUCCAGAUGCAUUAAAUGGGAACGAUAACCUCAAUCAAGUUACAAAAGACACUAGUGGUUUAGAUGCUGAACUUGACAGUUAUAUGAAUGAAACUUCAACAAACACUCGAUUUCCAGCUGUUUAAUCGUGUAUUAUUAAAAGAAAUUUUUAAUUUCAUAUUUGUUUCAUUUUAUUUCAUUUUAUUUUAUUUUAUCUGGUUUUACAUUUUCGUUUAAUAAUAUUAUAUAGUAUAUUAUAAUAAAG
Molecule: messenger RNA, 1043 nt
Organism: Ascoidea rubescens DSM 1968
Lineage: Eukaryota; Fungi; Ascomycota; Saccharomycetes; Ascoideales; Ascoideaceae
Exons: 2
Coding region: 127-924 (265 amino acids)
Biological process (GO): mRNA export from nucleus
Cellular component (GO): nucleus
Molecular function (GO): mRNA binding
Source: RefSeq, a predicted model, not a curated record